Talaromyces stipitatus ATCC 10500 is the source of this 732-nucleotide messenger RNA. RefSeq lists its product as uncharacterized. The record is from RefSeq and is a predicted model, not a curated record. The coding region runs from base 76 to 732 and encodes 218 amino acids. Gene Ontology annotation, biological process: protein transport. NCBI's taxonomy places the organism in Eukaryota, Fungi, Ascomycota, Eurotiomycetes, Eurotiales, Trichocomaceae. The transcript has a single exon.
CCUCUCCUCUAUGCUACCACAAAAUACAAUAUUCCAACAGAUCAGAAAAACAAUCCAAUCAAUAGAAAAGACAAAAUGACCACCACCGACCCCACAGCCUUCCUCUACGAUCUCCUCCAAUCCCUCAACGACUAUGCCCUCGACUCCCUGCACGACUUCCAAGACUACGUCGGCCGCCCCAAAGUGCGCCACUGGCUACGCAUAAUCGUCAUCGUAUUCGGGUACAUCAUGGUGCGACCAGCCAUCGAACUAUUCUUCAAGAAAAUGUUUGAGCGACAGGCCGUUAAGGAGGAAGAAGCGCAGAAGAAGAAGAGGGAGGAGGAGGAUGCGCAGUUGGUGUCGGAGGGACUUAAGAGGCCGAAGAAGGAUGGGAAUAGUUUGAGAAUCGGUACGAUGAAGGUUGAUGAUAACAAUAAGGAAAAGGAGGAGAAAGGGGUGAAGAGUGAAAAGGGGGAUAGUACCAAGACUGGGAGGAAAGCUGUCACUCUCGCGGCCGGUAACGAGAGAGACAAGGAUAAUAAAACCAAAGAUGAAGAUUACGAAAAUAGCGACCAGGAAGAUUUUGCGGAAAAAAUUAGGGCGAGUGGUGUACUGGAAUGGGGUCGUGAUGCGCGCAAGAGGAAGCAGCGACAGCAACCAGCUGUGCUGGAAGCGGAGCAGCAGCAGAAACAGAUGGAUGAGGAGAAGUUGAUGGAGUUGUUGGAUUGGAGCGACGAUGAGGGGAAGCAAUAG